Fusarium redolens is the source of this 220-nucleotide messenger RNA. RefSeq lists its product as uncharacterized. The record is from RefSeq and is a predicted model, not a curated record. The annotation marks the transcript as partial. NCBI's taxonomy places the organism in Eukaryota, Fungi, Ascomycota, Sordariomycetes, Hypocreales, Nectriaceae. The transcript is spliced from 3 exons.
AUAAUGCUUUGUAUAAGUUAGGUAAAUCAAAUGUUUGGACGAAAGGUAAGGUUUACUGCUGGAAAAUUGCCAAGAGUGAACAUGCUUAGCAAACUUGUCUUGCCACAAGCACUGUCUCCAAUAAUAACAAGCUUCCUGAACUGCGAAUGGCGUUUGUACGCUCCAUAUGCUCUGUCUUUUCUCGGUUAUAGAGCCUUUAUUUGCUCAUAGAAGGUCAAUC